CUCGAACUCUUAAAAGAUUUGAAAUGAAUAACAUGGUUUUAUUGAGCGUACAUACAGAAGAUGAAAAUACAAAUUGUUCUGUCGUAUGGCCUCAUUCGUUGGAAUCAAUGAAGUUCACACGCUGCAAUGUUGAUGAUCGUAUCUUAAAGCAACUUGACUCUAUUGGAUGGCCCGCAAACCUCAGGCAUCUUGAAUUAUUUGAUCUUGAAUUUUCGUCCUUGGCUUUUUUAAACAAUUUACCACAGACUUUGGAUGAAUUAAAUAUGGUUUAUUGUUACAGCGCUCAGUUUAGUGCAUUUGAAGAUUCCCCGAAACGAAUUCAGUUUCCAAAGUACUUGAGAAGGCUCAAUUUGGCAAGUUGUAGGAUUGGAAGCUUAAGUAUAUUGGAAUUUCCACCAUUCUUGAGAGAGCUCGACUUGAGCGGUGACAGACUCCACGACUUACUUGAAUACGAAGGAGGUGACAUUCGUUGGAUAGAUUUGGUCUACUUGGAAUCUAUUGUUUUAAAAUAUAACUCAAUCUCAAGUUUACGGUCUUGGUUUCCUCCAGUGAGCUUGAAAUACUUAAACUUAUGUGGUUGCGACUUGUCAGAGAUUACUGGGGAAGCCCCCAUUUUCAAUGAGAGACAGAACAAGGUGUAUUCUAACUUAAGACGAAUCGACUUAACAAAUACACACUUAUUUAGAAUUGAUGAUCUGGUUUGUGUGCCUCCUAAUGUAUACAAGUUGGAUUUGGUAUGUAAUACGAAUCUUGAACUGAUUCCCUUACACCUGAAGUUUUUCACAUCAAGACUAUGCGAGCUUGAUUUAUAUAACACGCCAUUUAACGAUUUGUCGAUCCAUAAUUCAUACUUUGAUGAUAAAAUCAAAUAUGUAACAUUCCCGGAAGGGCCCUUUCAUGAAUUUUCUUAGUCUAGCAAUUCUGUUAUAUAAGCCCGGUGGAGUUCAUCACAGGAGUUUUCAUUACAACGAAAGCGUUGCUGGCCAGUUUUCUAGCUCAACGAGAUUCAUCUUUCUCAACUUUAACGGGGACAUCUUAUAUAGCUGCUUUGUAAUGUUUUAUUAAAUUACGGCUUUUUUUUUUUUUGCAACCAUUUACCAUCUGUGCGAGGGGAUGUUCUAAUGAUAAUGCCAGACGCAACAAACAUGACCUGUUUUAUUAAUACCAAGAAAAGCAGCAGUAAAGCAGUCUAUGAAAUUAUUUUCACCAGCAGGUUAAGUUAUCGGAUUACAAGAUCAAGUUAGUUUGCAACAAUUCCUUUUUAGAUAAUUUUGGGUGUACGGGCCUGUUAAAGAAACUUAAGUAAUCCCUUUGAAUUUAUUAUUAGUAAUUUAACCAUCACUAUGAACGUAAUUGAUG
Molecule: messenger RNA, 1359 nt
Organism: Hyphopichia burtonii NRRL Y-1933
Lineage: Eukaryota; Fungi; Ascomycota; Pichiomycetes; Serinales; Debaryomycetaceae
Product: L domain-like protein
Exons: 1
Coding region: 33-911 (292 amino acids)
Source: RefSeq, a predicted model, not a curated record